AUGCAGACUCUUCUACAAUACAGGCAACAGAAAAGAUAUGCAACCUUGCUACACUCGCGAGACUCCCUCAUUGCAAGCUCGCUUACUCCAUCCGCCCACAAUGGAAUGCGCAACAGUGAUUCAGAUGUCGAGCCGACUGGCCGAGGACUUUCUUCAACGCACUUGCUGGAUCUUGAACAACAGAGGCUUCCAUCAUCAUUACCACGUGGUGACUCUGCCUGUGAGAAGUCAGGUCUUGGCCAAGGCAACGACAAAAUCACUGUGAAGUGUGACGACGAUGGUUUGGAUCAGGCUGAUCCCCGCAAUUGGUCUCGCUCGAAACGAUCGUGGACAACACUUCUUCUAUUUCUGAUGGUAUUCUCUCAGGGUUGGGUUUCUGCGUGCGACUCGAAUGUCACAAAGCCAUCCAGCAGGGAGUUUCAUGUCAGCCAGACCUCUGAGACUCUGGCCACCGCUCUGUUCCUUCUUGGUAUCUCCGCCGGGAGUCUCGCCGUUGGGCCACUCUCUGAAGAGCUUGGUCGUAGCCCCGUCUAUCUUGUUCCAACCUUUUUGUAUCUAUGCUUCUUACUCGGAGACGCCCUUUCGCCGAACUUUGCGGCUCAAAUCAUCUUCCGCUUCCUUUCUGGAGUUUCUGCAAGUUCGACACUAUCGAUUUACGGCGGAAGUCUCGCCGACCUGUACGACAACGGAGAUCGGGAUAGAAUUUGGCCACUUUUCGCCCUCAGCCCAUUGCUCUCUCCAAUUCUCUCUCCCGUAGCUGGCGGCUGGAUUACUGGGCACGCCUCCUGGCGCUGGGUCUACUGGAUUGGACUGAUACAGAGUGGCACAAUCUUCCUUGUAGCCCUAUUUUUCCUGCCUGAGACUUUUUCCCCCAUGAUUGUGCAGUGGAGAACGUACCAUCUCAGGGUUAUCACGGGUUCCGACAAGUAUACAUGCGAGCUCGAGGGCAAAGACUCUCUUGGCAAGAGACUUGUACACAAUGUAUCGCGACCGGCCAAGUUCUUUACAACAGAGCCCAUCAUCAUCUCUCUAGGUUUCUAUUUGAUCGUCAUUUACGUCGUCAUAUUUACUUUUCUCAAUGGGUUCGAGUUCAUCUUCACAGAUACCUGGGGUCUAUCGGAUGGAGAUACCGCUCUUGCUUUCCUAGGGAUAUGCCUUGGUGCUUUGAUCUCCGUAGCACUCAUGCCGCUUAUCAACAUGGCUCACUAUAGAGCCGGCGAGACCCACAACAAGAAACCAGAGGAUCAUCUUCUUCCUGCCAUGGUGGCGUCGCCCUUCUUUGCCGUUUCUAUUUUUUGGCUUGCCUGGACCAGUUACAAAAGUGUUAGCUACUGGUCAGCGUACGCAUCUACAGUCCUAUUCGGAUACUCUAUGACAGCUAUCUUCGUCAGUAGUUAUAGUUAUAUCAUUGACAUAUACGGAACGUGGAGUUCGAGCGCUCUGGGCAGCGUCACCAUGGCGCGAUACCUUGUUGCUGCUGGUAUGGUAGUGGCGGCACGGCCAAUGUAUCAGGGUAUUGGAGUGCAUUGGUCACUGACAUUUCUAGGCUGUCUGGGAGUACUGUGUCUGCCGGUGCCGUGGCUAUUGUCUCGUUAUGGCAGCAUGUUGAGGCAGAGAUCUGAAUUCAUCAACGGCUAA
This is a messenger RNA of Aureobasidium namibiae CBS 147.97, 1638 nucleotides long. RefSeq names its product MFS general substrate transporter. The record is from RefSeq and is a predicted model, not a curated record. NCBI's taxonomy places the organism in Eukaryota, Fungi, Ascomycota, Dothideomycetes, Dothideales, Saccotheciaceae. Gene Ontology annotation, biological process: transmembrane transport. Gene Ontology annotation, molecular function: transmembrane transporter activity. The transcript has a single exon. The coding region runs from base 1 to 1638 and encodes 545 amino acids.